AUGGCUUCCCCGACGCCAGGAACGUGGCGAUUCCUGCCACUGCCAGCGUCGUCCGGUAUCCCCGUGCUUUUGGUGUCUGUCGAGAUGGGUCUAUCGAAUUAUGCGAUCUGUGUCAGUGACAUGGCAAACAUAUGGGAAGAAAACUUGGAUAGGAAGGCUAUUUGUAUGAGGGGUUGGAGUGAGAACACUAGCAUCGAUCCUAGUGAUACAGCGGAGAACAUGAGCAGAUUCCUCUCUUGUCUGAAGACUGCGCUGGAUCCAACGCAGGCGGGACAUGGCGAGACGAGCCUUUCGCUCGCACCGGCGACCUCUUCCGAUGCAGGAGAGGAUGGUAUUACUUUAAGGAUAACGUGUCCCCUUCCAGGAUUCGAAUCGCUAAAAUGGCCAGUACACCUACGAAAGCAGCCUCCAUCCACUGUCGCAACCGCUUUGGUCUUACCAAUGAUUCAGGCACAUUUUGAAAGAAAACAAGAGAUACAGUCAUUGAUACAAAUGAUUACAGACAGGGACUCUGUUGUAACCAAGCUGUCAGACAAACUAGAAGCAAUGGGGACAGGACUGGAACAUGUGUUUACAUCCUUAUCUGGCCGAAAAAAGGUUACACGGGCUGCCGCUGAGGAUCGGGUCAAGGGCCUAAAACCAUUCAACGAGCGGAGGUGGAAGAAGGAGCUUGACUCAGACAAUGCCGCCCCAAGCUCUGUGAAUGAACUUUUACAGCACGUGUUCGGUGACACUGGAUUGUAUUGUCGGUCUACAGUGGACGUGGACGUGUCUCCUGAGCUUGACAGAUGGUGGCAUGACUUCUUACCAACGAGUCAAAGUUCUCAACAGAAUCGACACAAAAUUACAUCCUCAAAGCGACAGCCCGAUACUCCCCCAACAAAGUCCACCAACUGCGACGAUGACGACGACUUUCAAAUCCAAUCCACCCCACCACACCUGCGUCCGGCAUCGAAAAGUGCGGCCACAAGCAAAGUGCCCCCACCACCAGAGGAUGACGCAUCCACGGAAGGGCAAGAGGACUCUGUCGGACCACACAGCGACCCAUCAUCUCCUCUGCCUGAUCGCAGACGGCAGCCUGAAACCAAGCCCAAUAACUCCCGGCUAGGAGCCAUCGGAGGCAGAAAGCACCCGGCAUCACCUCGGCAGCCGUCACCGCCGCCCAAAAGCAGGACCGUGAAGCCGCCGGAGAAUGACGAAGAGACAGCUUCUGAGGCAUCAGAUGACGAUGCCACGGCUUCAUUGCCUGCGUCACCACCUGUUCCACCUCCUCAGAAGGACGCCCCCAAAAAAGGAGGCCUUGGCAGAAUAGGGGUUGGAGCCUCAAAUGCAGAAUCUGUUGAAAAGGAUAAAACAGCAAACGGAAAUUCACCUGCAAAGGCUAGGGAGACAAACUCCAAGAAACUGGGCACCAUUGGUGGCAAGGCAUCUAAGCCAUUGAAGCAAGAAGACGAGGAUACCAGUCGCGGCCGUCCGGCGACCAGGAGAACCAUCUCACCAGCAGCAGAACAGCCCCGGGAAACCUCAGAGGAACGAGCAGACCGCAAAAGGGAUGAACUCAAACGAGAACUUGAAAGGAAAGCUGCUGCCGGGCCCGCGAAGAAGAAGAGGCGAUUCUAG
Pochonia chlamydosporia 170 is the source of this 1620-nucleotide messenger RNA. RefSeq names its product XLF (XRCC4-like factor) family protein. The coding region runs from base 1 to 1620 and encodes 539 amino acids. Gene Ontology annotation, molecular function: DNA end binding. The transcript has a single exon. The record is from RefSeq and is a predicted model, not a curated record. NCBI's taxonomy places the organism in Eukaryota, Fungi, Ascomycota, Sordariomycetes, Hypocreales, Clavicipitaceae. Gene Ontology annotation, biological process: double-strand break repair via nonhomologous end joining. Gene Ontology annotation, cellular component: nucleus; DNA ligase IV complex.